AUGGCCGUAACCCUCAUCUUCGAAGAGAAGUCGGUGCUCUUCGGGUGGACGGAGGGGACUGCAGCCAAAGAGUUCGGAACACAGCUGCGUUCAGCCGUUCAACAUCUGACAGGCCUCUCUUCCCUCGCCGAGCUGGAAAUCCUGGCAGAAGCGGACCCCCCGGUGCGCAUCACGCCGCGUGAUAUUUUUGAGCGGCGAUACCCCGAAGCGGCUCAACAUCGAUUUCGCAUCGCCUGUCGAGCAGAGCUUGCAAGUGAAUCCGUGCCCAAGGGCGGAUAUUCGUCGUCAGCCGAGGCCUCACCCGGCCCAGGAGGCUCUUCGCCAGAGCCAAAGGCAGAGAAGCUCUUGCUGCCGCCGCAGCGGAAAUGCCCCAGCGGCGCCAAGUUUCAGAAGGCCGGCGGAAGCCAGCUCCAAUUCCUGCAGAUGCUGGAGGGAAACAAAAACCCGAAGGCACAGCUGGAAGAAGGUACAGUGCUCACCGCCGAAGAAGUGGCAAGGCACAACCAAGCCGCAGACUGUUGGACCAUUUUUCAGGGCCGUGUCUACGAUAUUUCUGCCUACAUUGACUUUCAUCCUGGUGGCAAAAAGCAGAUCAUGCAGGGGGCCGGGAAGGACAUGACUAGCCUCUUCCACAAGGCACACCCAUGGGUCAGUAUGGAAGGGCUGGUCGGCAAGCUGUGCCUUGGGCCGCUUGUUGCAAAGCCACCGAUGGCGAAGAGCCAGCCAACGGUCGCGAAGGCCACUCCCACCUACUACAAUGCCGUCACUGAGGCGGUAUCCCUGUAG
Symbiodinium sp. CCMP2456 is the source of this 786-nucleotide messenger RNA. NCBI's taxonomy places the organism in Eukaryota, Dinophyceae, Suessiales, Symbiodiniaceae. The record is from the annotation of a GenBank genome assembly.